UGGGCUUCUCCACCACAUGCCUUUUGCCCAAAUCUCGUGGAUUCAUGCCCGCCUCAAUGCCGUUCUGGACAUACACAGAAAUCUCGUUCACUCUCGAGAUGAGGGCGCCUUUAUGAUUAAACUCCUUCUGGUCGCAGAUCCCACAACGUGAUUGGGGCAAUGAUCAUGACGACGAUGUUACAUCUACUCUUGUUCUCUGACCACCAAUAUGCCAGCGCUGGAGAUUCCGGGCGGCGCAUUCAAACCAGCCUCCACCGACAUUCUGGUGAUUCAAUCUCACAACUCGAUGGGCGGCUCAGGCAUCUCCCUGGCGUUCCUCCGCCACCCCACAACGCACAAAGGUCUCGUCGUCGAUUUACACGGUCAGAUCCGGGAGCUACCAGAUGUGGAAAUGGAGACUCUGGAGCGACAAGUACAGGACGCGCGGAGGUUGAUCGUGGACAAGUUUGGAGCCGGGACGAAGCCAGCGUGGAGUCGGCCGCAGAAUGAAUCUUGCCCUAGCGACCAGUUUUAUGAUCUGGGAACGCAAGACGGCGCACCUGGAGCACUCGAGACGUUUCAGCUAUCAGGACACGAGGUAUACGAGCCCGACGAGCCUGAUGCAGUCGUGUGCUAUCGUGACGGUCUGAAAUCUGUCGUGGAUGAGAUUCCCGGCGCGCUGGUUUCGCUGGAAACGACCAUGUACAAACUACAGCAAGAGCUGCUGCCAGCCUGGGACUGGUCGGCGACCUCUGGGAACGUGCAGGAAGACAUCCAGCAGUUAUUGACGGCUGUGGACUCAAUGGCCACGAUGAACUCAGCGAGCUUCUGGAGCUAACCUCUUGGUUAGUCCCGAAGGACGUCUACUACAUACAUCGAGUGAAGACCUUUCUCAAGUUAUAAGUCACAGUAUAAUCGCAUAUUGCGCCAUCCGUUCCCACAUCCUAAACCAGCGGCUCUGGACUCAUUUAGGUCGCUUGGACGGGCGGAUCACUCAGCUUGCUAGCGCCUUUUCCCUUUCUCUGAGCAUGUGCGAUCUAUCUGCACUUCUUCACGUAGAGUAUUCUAAGAGUGGAUCACACAGAGAGAGAGAGGAUAAGCGUUUAUGCCACCUUGCCCACACAAGUACGGACACUACUCGGUAGUACUUCUCCUGGGGUACAAAACAAGACGUCAUCCGCACCUCAUUGGAGAAUGACAUCCAUAAACUGGGGUUGAAAGCCGGCUGGCAUCAGAAUCGAGUCGCGGACGAUUGAAGUCUCUUUUGUCGCACCAACCCUCGACGUUCGACGCGCAUUACCACGCUCACUUGGGACAGAUUUUGCGUCGUCGCACAAGGUCAUCUCAUCACGUUCACCUCCAGCGGAAUCUGCUCCUCAGGAUCGGGUUCUCAUCCACUUCUAAUGCAUGAGAAAUGCGACAUUUUUUGCCUGCCCACUCCUGAGCUGGAAUCGACGAUGCAUGGAGCCGCGAGAUUCGCACACAGCGACAGAGAUCACAGAAUCAAAUCAGAGGUUCGUACUUGUGAACUGCUAACAUGUGUAAUAAAACCGAUUCGAGAAAGGGUCAGACGACUAGGAUGUGCCCUCAAACACGUGUCCAUGUCCAAGGCCCACGUUGAUCACUUUCUCGUCAGAGGCGGUGAGAGGCAUCGUGGUCAGUGUCAAGUGCGGGGGUGCAGUGUGAAGGAAGGGAAAGCGUAGACCGAUAGCUGCGGGAUGGUACAACGAGUACAAUUAUCAGGCCAUGUUUCGAUUUCAGCGCCACUCGAGGAUCAGUUGGGGCUGCCUUGAACGAGGGAGUCGCGAGGUGCACGUUUCGAUGUAUGAGAGAGGGAGAGCAACAUCGCCCCACUGGAAGCGCCCGAGGCUAGCACUGAGUGACUUGGAUUGAGUGCUCGUCAUCACCCCAUAGCCCUAAUCAGAUUGCGUUCAUCCGCUCAAUGCGGAACCAGGGGUCGUGGGCUGCUUGAAGAGGAAGUCGGCCUUGUAGGCGAGGAUAAAGACGUAAACCAGGAUACAGGUGCUAGAUCGGAUACGAGAGGCGGUGUGCACCCGUCGAUGCCUUGCGCAGUCCACGACGCAGUGCUGAUUGGGACACCUUUCUGAUAACUGAGGUAUUUUUGAAAAGAGAAGGGAGCGGUGUUUUUCGACAAAGAUCAGGCCUCUGUUGCCCAGUAGAGAACAAGAGCAUGGUGUGCUAGUGAAAACAGAGAAUUGGAAACGACAUCAGAGGCUGGAACUGUAUACCGGGCAUAAUGCGCCCCGCGCACUCCGCAUCGCCUCCACAGAAACUCCUGGCAGGGCCCUCGUGCUUUGUGCGUGUCCAUGGAUGUCGUGAAAUGUCGGAGAAGGAAAGGGAGAGGUUGCCGUGGCCGAGUCACUCCGCGUGUCAUCACAGUGACUCAGCGUAUGGCGGUCAUCUAACCGAGCAUUACAAAAACCCUGGUCGCUCUCUGACCACCGACAUAACACCCAAUAGUAAGAUGCAGCUCGAAUCACAAACACCUCUUCUUACGCCGCCUGUAUUCGAUAGCGACUUUCCCUCUGAGCUCAGUGACAUCUUCCACACCGAGCUGUUCGCGUCGCUACCCUCAACGUCCGCCCCUUCAUCCUCGCGCGGUACUAGCCCAAGCGCCUUCAUCUCGAUCCUACCGGGUCCUGAACCCAACGUCUACAUCGCUUCAAACACACUAGAUCCCCUUGACCUAGUCGAGGAACAGAACAAUGCCGCGCUGCGUGCUGAUCCCAGCCUCUCCCUGCCUCUCAUCCCGCCCCCAUACAACUUGUUCGCGGGCUCCUUGAACGGUAUUCACUCUACACCGUCGAUCUCUGCUCCUCGUUCUCUUCCCGACACUCGCCUCGUCUUCACCAUUGACCCACAGCUGGUCGAUUCGCCGGGUUCCGUCGCGUUCUCUGACUUCUCACCCGAACCCUUCUCCAACUCCGAGGAUGACGAGGCGGCAACUCAUCUCGUCAGAUCUGCGGUCCAAUUGAAGAACCGGAAGGGCACUGUUGUGGGCGGAGGGGUGAAGAAGGGGUCUCCGCCGCCUUCUUCGCGUCCCGCACCUACUAACAAAGAGAACCGUGCCACCUUCCGGGCCUCGAUGCUGCUCCCUCAACCUGAAGACGAAGAAGAAGACGAAGUUCCGGACGACUGGCGCCCACCGCCUGAAGUGUUUCAGAAAAUGACGAGCAAGGAGAAGCGCCAGCUGCGGAACAAGAUCAGCGCACGUAAUUUCCGUGUCCGGAGAAAGGAGUAUAUCUCCACUUUGGAGCAGAACAUCGCCGAACGAGACCAGGUCCUCACAGCCAUCUGCGAGGAGCUCGGCAGCGCAAAGAACGAGAAUACUGCUCUGCGGCAGGAGAUAGCGGCGCUCAAGCGGGCCUUGCUCGAGAGCCGCGGUCCCGCACAUACUGUCUUGCUGUCGCCACGCGUCCCGCUGUCACCGCCGAUUCGCGCACUAACGCCGUCCGCUGCACUGUCCUCCUCUCUCGCAUCAACAUCCAGUCAUCGUGCUUCCCUCCUGGUAACGCCGAAUGUGCGCAAGGAUUUGGCCGCCAACUCGAGGUUUUGGGGUGGUCUUUCAUCUCCGCUGGGCGGAGGCUUCACGAGCGUUCAUACUGUGACUGUUCCCGAGCUUUCGUUGAGUGUAUUUGCAGACAUGGACGGAAAGCUGGAUACCGCCCUCGAUGACACCAAGGCGUUGAUGCCGUGUAGUGCCUCGAGUCUUGGACCACGGAAUGGUGCACCACAUCUUAGAGGCAAUGCGCUCGGAGACGCAAAUUCCUCCGCUGUGGGCAACUCGGAUGCUCCUCACAUCCAUCUCUGGAAAGGCACGACUGCUCUGACCCUGCAUGCUCCAGAGCAUCAGGACAAGACCCACUCAGAGACUCCAGUUACAGUCAUCAAGCUUCCUACAGAGCCCAGGGCCAGUAAACAUCUCCAGCCUCCGUCAUCCACGGCCGAUGGUCUCUGGCAAGCCACGUCGUCCUUGUUAUUGUCCGGCAAGCCCAGUCUUCUUGGCCACCAGCAAGCUCUGGAGAACCACCAGGUCGAUGCUGAGGUGUUUGCUGCCUAUGCUGCGGUUGUUGGGAGCUAUUUCCUUCUAUCAAGCCUGGGCGGAGCAUUCUGGGAUGCGUUUACGGGACAUGAAGCUUCUGACGAACCCCGAUCGUUUCAUAGGAUUUGGACAGGUGAGAACGAUGUUAGAUGGCAGGGCGACUGUGAACAUCGUUGAUGCGAAACGUCGAAACCUGCCGGCGACGAUCCGCCUGUAGGAGAGUAUCCACUCUUCUAGUCUCGCUCAAUCGCUGUAUUGUUGUAACUCGUGCGGGUCGUCUGUGUAUAUGCUGUAUCUUGAUUCACUUGUACCGAAAUAUCGUAGUAUUGCUAUGUAUGAUAUGUAGCAUCCAGUUCGGUUGUGUGCCGUGCCACGGGUGGUUACGGUCGAUUUUGCUAAUGCCUACUCUGCCGUUCCAAGGUGCCGAAUCUCCGUAGCGCGGUAUCAUUUGUAUGACAGAACCAUUCUUAGGACAAGGAGAACAAUGGAACGUUAUGAGAUUUCA
Molecule: messenger RNA, 4547 nt
Organism: Mycena citricolor
Lineage: Eukaryota; Fungi; Basidiomycota; Agaricomycetes; Agaricales; Mycenaceae
Source: the annotation of a GenBank genome assembly